Messenger RNA from Gasterosteus aculeatus aculeatus (three-spined stickleback), 4221 nucleotides. RefSeq names its product serine/threonine-protein kinase WNK4. Gene Ontology annotation, biological process: protein phosphorylation. Gene Ontology annotation, molecular function: protein serine/threonine kinase activity; ATP binding. Lineage: Eukaryota; Metazoa; Chordata; Actinopteri; Perciformes; Gasterosteidae. The record is from RefSeq and is a predicted model, not a curated record.
AAGAGAGAGAGAGAGAGAGAAGAAGAAGAAGAAGAAGAAGAAGAAGAAGAACGGAGAGGAGGGAGAAGAAGUCUUGGAUAAGUCUUCACAUUAAACUCAGCCUCAGUGACUGCUGACAGAUUUAAUUGAAUCCUAUGGUGGCUCCUCCCACUUCUCUGACCUCAAGAAGAGGAAACGGACAACCGAACCAAGAAGAGACCUGGAAGAACAACAGUCCACACUUUCGCCUUCUCUUUCGCCUGUUACCAUGACAACCUCAAAGGACAACCCUCCGGCAAAUCAGGACAUCUACUCAGACUCGGGGGAGGAGACGUCAGUCACGUUGUCAGACACCAACGAGGCGUUACCAUGGCAACCAAAGAAGGAGGAGGAGCGUGACGAAGAGGAGACAGAGGCCGUGGCAUCGUCUCCGGACGGACGAUUCCUGAAGUUCAACAUUGAGAUCGGACGAGGAUCCUUCAAGGCGGUUUAUAAAGGACUGGACACUGAGACAACCGUGGAGGUGGCCUGGUGUGAGCUGCAGGUAACAACUCAUCGUCUCUCCAAGUCGGAGCGUCAGAGGUUCACGGAGGAGGUGGAGAUGCUGAAGGCUCUGCAGCACCCCAACAUCGUCCGCUUCUUCGACUCCUGGAAGUCAACGCUGAGGGGCCACAAGUGCACCAUCCUGGUGACGGAGCUCAUGACCUCCGGGACCCUGAAGACGUACCUGCGGCGGUUUCGUCAGAUGAAGCUGAAGCUGCUGAAGCGUUGGAGCUUCCAGAUCCUUAAGGGGCUUCAGUUCCUACACUCCCGCUGCCCCCCUAUCCUGCAUCGAGACCUAAAAUGUGACAAUGUCUUUAUCACUGGGCCCAGCGCAUCAGUGAAGAUCGGAGACCUGGGCCUCGCCACGCUCAAAAAGGCCUCAUUCGCCAAGAGCGUGAUCGGGACCCCGGAGUUCAUGGCUCCAGAGAUGUACGAGGAGAAGUACGACGAGGCCGUGGACGUCUACGCGUUCGGCAUGUGCAUCCUGGAGAUGGCCACGUCCGAGUACCCGUACUCCGAGUGUCAAAAUGCCGCCCAGAUCUAUCGCAAAGUCACCAACGGAAUCAAACCAGACAGUUUUCUCAAGGUCUCCGUCCUGGAGCUCAAGGAGAUCAUAGAAGGCUGCAUUCGUACCGACAGCAAAGAGAGGUUCACCGUCCAGGACCUUCUGGGUCAUCGGUUCUUCCAGGAGCAGCUGGGGGUCCACGUGGAUCUGGCCGAGGAGGACAAGGGCUCGAAGGCGGCUCUGAAGCUCUGGCUCAGGAUGGACCACAACAAGAAGCUCCAUGGGAAGUACAAGGAUAACAACGCCAUCGAGUUCCUGUUCGAGCUGUACAAAGACAUCCCGGAGGAGGUUGCCCAGGAGAUGGUGGUGCUGGGGUUCUUGUGUGAGGCCGACUACAAGCCGGUUGCCAAGGCGAUCAGACAUCGGGUGACGGCCGUGAAGCGGGAGCGAGAAAAACAAAGGCGCCGACUGCUGGAGGACACCCAAAAGAAGGAAGCCGAGGAGUCUGUCCCCUGCCCCCGGAUACCAGAACCGGCCAAUCACAACCAAGCAUCUGGCACCAGAUCGGCCAAUCAACAGGACUCAGUUUUUUCCAGACACCUGAGUCCUUCCUGCAUGCAAACCCAGCCCUUAGCAGCAGUGACAUCAGCGAGCAGAGAGGAUUCUGGGAUCAGCAUCAGGACCGAAGGAGAACGAGACGAGGAGGCGACGGCCAAACAAACCUCUAACUCCUCCACUACAUCGGACUUUGAGAUGGACGGAUCCUUCACCUACACAGGUGUGCCAGGGAAAGUUGAAGCCGCGCCCCCUCCAGCCCCUCACCACGCCCCCAUCCACUAUGUCCCCGCCCCUGCACCACUGGCCCAGGAAACCACUCAACAUCAGGCUCCUCCCCCUAUCAUCCGGCCUCCACUCAAAGCUCCGCCCCUUCCCGUGCUGCGUUUUCCCAAGAGCAUUGCCGUGUCCCACAAUGCUGAGCGACAGCCAUCGGAGUCUGUUUGUGGCUUUUCUUCACCUAUUGAGAGCAACGCCUCCGACAUCACCUCGGGUUUGAGUGACGGCAAUGAGGGCCAAUCAGAGAGGGGCAAUCAGGAAGUUGGAAGUCAGGCGGCGACGAGGCAGAUGAGGCGGCGAGCAAAGGCUCGCCUCAGAAUCACCGGGGUAACCGACAUGGCGGACCGCGUGGUGGAGUGUCAGCUGCAAACCCACAACAGCAAGAUGGUGACCUUCAAGUUUGACUUGGACGGAGACAACCCGGAGGACAUCGCCUCUGUGAUGAUCCACAGAGACUUCAUCGUGCCGUUAGAACGGGAAGGGUUCAUCCUCCGCAUGUAUGACAUCAUCAAGAGAGCGGAGUCUAUGAUGCUUCGCCAGCAGCCGGGCGGCAGCGCAGCGUCGCCCCACCUUUCCGCCCCCCCUACACUCAGCGACUCUCUUGACAUGGCGCCAUCACGACACAUCUCCAGGAGCCCGCCCUCGCUUCCUGCUUCCUCCCAUCAGCCUGCUGCCCAUUACCCCCACGCCGCCCUUUCUCCUGUGUAUGACCCUCCCUCUCCCGCUUACACCGCCUACCCCUCCGACGGCUCCACAACCAGCCUCCACCCAGACCAGAGUAGCUCCUCUCCCCUCACCUCCUCCACCUUCUCCUCCUUUACCCCCUCCCUUCCUCCUCACUGGCCGGCCCCCGACCAGCCUAUCUUCUCCCUGGCCAAUGUGCUCUCUCUGGCCAUGAGGGUGGCCCACUCCUUCUUACCCCCCACCGGGACCCUCAACCAGGGCUUUUACCCCCAACCCCCGUCUUCCCCAUUCCCUCCUCCCAUGUCUCCUUCCAUGGGUCCUGAGUUCCUCCCGCCAGGCCAUGGCUCCUUUUCUGCUUCCUUCUCCUCCCAGCUGUUCGGCCCCCCUAAUCCUGAGCCAGGCUCUGCCCUUCACAGCCAGCUCGGGGCUUUGCCCAGCCAAGUCAACGCACCUGAGGCACAGCCUCUUAGCCCCGUUCAGGUAAAGGUUGGCUCAGCUCCGCCCCCUAAAGUUCCAGAGACCGUCUGUCCUUCCAGUCCGACCGGUCAUCUUGGUCCCGUCCAGGUGCCCCCCACCCAACCGGAAGUGAACAAAACCUCAGUCUUAAACGUUGGUCGUUUCCAGGUGACGCCCACAAAAGGCAUUCCUACUGUCCGUCUACAGGAGCCACGCCCCCUCCACCAUGCCACGCCCACAGCCCACUCCCCACCCCCCUACAGUGUGAACCAAUCGGGAAGCUCAGAAAGCAGCGUCACGGGGCUCAGCGAAUCAGAGAGCAGCACUGUGGUUAAGGUUUCCGCGCCGGUUCAGAUUCAGGGUUUCCAUGGUAACCCUCAUGGACAGGAGGAGGAGGAGGAGAAGAGGAGGAGGGGGGGUCGAAGACUGAGCAUUAACGUCUGGGAUGGUAUCAGCUCUGACGAAUCAGAAAGUGAGAAGGAGGAGAUGUGGGCGGAGCUGCGGGAGCUACGCAAAAGACACCACGUGGAGGUGCAGAACCUGCAAGCCCAUCAGAAGGAAGAGAUUGAGGCGCUGUACCUGAGGACAGGUAAAGUCCCGCCCCCUGGCAUCUUCUCACCGGCCGCCAUUUUGAACCACCGGCAACGGCGCCUCUCCAAGACCGGGACCCAUCCUUCUACUCGCAGCAACAGCGUGCAGAGACCAGAGGUGCUGCCCUCUGCAGGGAUCAUGAGAAAGAGCUCGUCUGGAUCUCAGGAGAGAGCGGGAAGAGGCGUGACCUUUGCCCCCAAGCACAGCGCGAGAGAGGAGCUGCAGACUGACGAGACAAAGAAACCAGAAAUAAGGAUCUUAAACAUUUUCUUAACAUUUAUUUAUAUAUAUUUAAAACGUUCUGGAGAUUUUUCAAACUUAUGCAGGAAAACAUAUAAUAUAUAUAUAUUAUAUUAUUAUAUUAUGAUGAAAGAUAAAUACAUGAUUUUUGAGGAAAUAUAUACAUUAUAUAAACAUAGAAAAACAUUAAAAACGCAUUUAAAUUCCAUCAUGAUCUGUUUUUAUAGAUAAUAUGUAUCAGUUCAGUACAUGUUUGUGUAAUUAACAGUUUAUGACAGGUUUAUAACCUGUGAUGUCUGCUUAUUCAGUUUAUUAUUUAAAGAAGACUUGUUAAACGUGUGAACUACUGUGUGUGAUCUAUUAUUCAUUUUAUAAAACUAUUAAAAUGA